AUGAAUCUGAUAUUUUUUUCUAUUGUUUUAAUUAAUUUUUGUUCACAAUCUCACGAAAUUGUUUUUUUUUCUGUUCCAUAUUAUCAACAUUUUAACAGUCGAUCAAGUACAUAUGAAUAUCGAGGAAAAUUUUUUAGUCAUUUAAAAUAUUUAAUACGGAGAGUAACACUAGACUUUCCAGAAGUACCACGUAAAAGUAUAUUGUUAAAAAGGGAAUUAAUAACCUAUCAAAACAUAGUAAAUGAUACUCGUACAGAUCGCAGAUAUCUUCAAGUUCAUAUAAAUGGUAAAUACAAGUAUAUAAAACUUCCAUCGUAUCACUCUGUGAUAGAAUUUGACACGUAUCAUGGAAAAAAAAUUUUUUUUUGUAAUAGAAGUCCUUUUAAAACAUUUUAUGAAGCCAGAAAAAAUUGUGAACUUUUAGAACAAUUUAAUAGUUUAAGAACACAACAUAAACAUUUAGGAAUCGAUCCUCUUGCUUCUAAAAUUUGGAGACAUGUUUGGAAAGAUUGUUAUUAUAAAUGCUUUUCACAAAAUCACUUUAAAGAAUUAAAAAAAAAAAUUUUUACUGAAUUAUAUAUGUUAAAAACCUUUUUACAUCACUCUACAAUCAGAUACAAUAAAACAAUGGAAUCAAUUGCGCAACAUCAUGCAAUAUUGAAUGCUAGAAAAAACAAGCCUUUAGUAUAUGAUGAUGAAAAAAGUAUAGUACAUGAAGUUGCUACUUUUGCUAGUCCACCACUUGCUAGUGUACAAAUGAACAAAUGGUAUAAUUCAUAUAUAGAGGAAAAAACCGAUAGUUAUAAAGUAAGUAAAAAAGAAUCAAGUCAAUUCUUUUUAUUAUUUUCUUCACAUGUAAGAAGUGUUGGAAUUGGAGCUUAUUUAUACAGAACUAAAUUAUCUAUUGUAUUAACAUUUAUUUAG
Molecule: messenger RNA, 924 nt
Organism: Strongyloides ratti
Lineage: Eukaryota; Metazoa; Nematoda; Chromadorea; Rhabditida; Strongyloididae
Exons: 2
Coding region: 1-924 (307 amino acids)
Source: RefSeq, a predicted model, not a curated record